AUGUCCACCGAUCUCUCCAUCAUUCUCCCUCGCGUUCUCAUUGUCUCUAGACGAAGCGUUCGCAAGAACAAGUUCGUUGAUUUUGUCGGUGAAUAUCACCUGGAUCUUAUAGUAGGGUAUGGCGCAGUGCCCGUGAUUGUUCCUCGUGUUUCUGGGGUGCACAUGUUGUUGGAUAGCUUUGAGCCAAUCCAUGGCGUGCUUCUGUGUGAAGGGGAAGACAUUGAUCCCUCUUGGUAUGAAGAAGAUACCUCGGGUCUUUCACAAGAGGAAUUGGAUGAGAUUAGAAGGCUCCAUGUGAGUGACACGGCCAUUGAUAAAGAGAAAGACUCGAUCGAGUUGAGCCUCGCGAAGCUAUGCCUCGAGAGGAACAUUCCCUAUCUGGGAAUCUGCAGGGGCUCACAGAUCCUUAAUGUUGCAUGUGGGGGUACCCUUUACCAGGAUAUAGGGAAAGAGCUUUCAGUUAAGUGCCCCGAGAGCAAAAGGGUGAUGCACAUAAACUACGACAAUUAUGAUGGGCAUAGGCACGAUGUGGAAGUGGUGGAAGACACCCCUUUGCAUCAUUGGUUUAAGGAUUCUUUGGAAGAUGGAAAAAUGGAUAUUUGCGUUAAUAGCUAUCACCAUCAAGGGGUCAAGAGAUUGGCACAACGUUUUGUGCCAAUGGCCUUUGCACCCGAUGGUUUGAUUGAAGGGUUUUAUGACCCAGAUGCUUAUAAUCCAGAAGAGGGUAAGUUCAUUAUGGGAUUGCAAUUUCACCCUGAGCGUAUGAGGAAGCCUGAUUCGGAUGAGUUUGAUUACCCAGGAUGCCCCUUUGCUUAUAAGGAAUUUGUGAAGGCAGUUGUGGCUUAUCAGAAGAAGUUGAACAACUUAACACCCAUCCAAAAACCUAUUAAGCUUAAUAAGGAAAUGGAAAAUAAAAGGAAGAGUAUAAUGCGUAGUUUCUCACUUGCCAAAAACCUCUACAACGCUGGUCGUGGAAUCAAUUCCACCAAAGAAUCCGAACUAGAAAUUGGAGCACAAUUUCUUGAGUCAAACACAGCAUUGAAUGUGCAGCAAGAGAAUAGGUUAAAGCAAAUGGGUGCAACAGUUAGGAAUGCAGGGUCAUACAUAGAGAGACUGAAGAUGAAUGAGGCAAGAGAAAAGAUGGCAAGAGGUGUGAUGGGGAAGAUGUCAGUGGAACAGUUGUCAGAGCUCUUGUCUUUCUAUCACACUAUGGGCCAAAUUUGUUCAGAAGUAUUGGAUAUAAAGAUACAUGGCCUUGUCAAUCAAUGA
This is a messenger RNA of Sphenostylis stenocarpa, 1269 nucleotides long. The record is from the annotation of a GenBank genome assembly. Lineage: Eukaryota; Viridiplantae; Streptophyta; Magnoliopsida; Fabales; Fabaceae.